AUGCAGGUGGAAGGCAGGAGGAAGCUCUAUUUCCCAGGUCUGGAUGGAAUCCAUCGCUCUGGCUAGCGUUCAAUCUCCAUCAUCAUCGUCGCAGUCGCCAUCUUCCUCUUCUUGCUGAAAAUGGGCUCUGCGUCCUUGGCCGAUGGGCAAGGCCCUGGGAGCCCCCAGGACCAUGGUGGUCUCCAUGUUUGCCACAGCUGCAGGUGGAGGUUCCCCAACAGCCACCCGAGCGCCAGGCAGCGGCGAGCACACCGGAGGCACUGUGGCAAGAUCGAUGGCUUCCCUCUGAUCCCCUCCCACCACGAAGACGGCGGUCGCAGCGACGGGGAGGAGAACGACGCCAAUGCCGGCGCCACCGCCGCUCCCCCUGAUCCUCACUCUGGGAAGAUUUCCGAGGUGGAUCUCGAUCGGAAGAAAUCUUUGAUUACUUCCGCCGGAUGUAAGCAUCAGAUUCACUGUACUUCUAUUAUGCUUCCCUCCCUCCCUCUCUCUCUCUCUCUCUCUCUCUCUCUCUCUCUUCACUGCUCCCCCACCGUCGCCGCCGCCCCCUCCCUGCGUCUGUUCCUUUGCCUUUGAAAAGUGAGACCGGAUUUUGUUUCUGCAAGUAGGUACUGUGGAAACCAGUUGUGAGACUGGAGAAGGGAGGAAGAGAUCAGGGCCCGUAGGCGUCUAUGGAGUUGAAGCUCUGGUUGAGAUCCUUUCGGGGAACCCUGUGGAUCCAUAUGCUGGUAAUAUCUCCCUCUCACUUAGAAGAGAAACUCUUCUGUGGCUUGUUGGUGCUGAACGCUAGAAGAUCGACGGAGAUCUUCCCUGGAAAUCAGUCGGGUCUAGGUCGCUUUUCUUAAGGUUUCUUGAAUGUGUUGGAUUGAUGCCUCGACUGUCAUUCUAUUAAUGCCAUUAGAUUCCCGCACCAGAUAGAUUAUCCUGCACCAUAGAAGUUCCUAUUUCCGCUCGAAUUCGCAUUCCAUUUCUGUUGCCCAUUGUACUGUGGAAUUAGUCUUCCAAAUCACUUCACUGAUCCGGACUUACAUUUAUUCGCAAUGUGUUAAGAUUCGUCUUCGUUCAUUGCAGAUAAGACCUUCGAGUUUCCUGAUGUUGCACAUGGAAAAGAAAUACGUGGAGUAGAUGUGGUAGAACAUAGUAAGAAGCUUGAUGAACCUCCUACCACAGGUACCCUUGCUUCAAAUGUUCAGGGAACGAGAUUAUUUGCGGAGAUCGGUGAUAAUGGAGGAGAUGCUUCUUCUCUUUCACCUGCAGCGCCCCCUCUGGACACUUAUGUGAAUGAAACGAGUGCUGAGGAAGACGAGAAUGUACUGAAUGAAUUUCUGGCUGAGAUUGAACUCGCUGUGGAGGAGAGACUCCGCGUAGGGAGUAAUUUUAAUCUGGAGUCACCUUCCAUCGAAGCUCAAGGUGUUUAUGCCAUGGAUACAGAAACGAGAUUGUUCAAGAGGAAUAAUUCUUCUGAGAUCGGGGUCCUUUCAAACCCUACCAGCGACACCUGCAGACAGGAGACUGCUCCAAUAAUUGACAUCUCCAUGAAUUUGAAGACCGUCAGCUUAGAAUCUACUCAUGCAGAGGAAUCAGAUAUUGAUGGAAAGAAUUCUAGACUUGGUUCGAACUCAAUAGUUCCUGUAAGCUUCUCUGAAAAUGAAAUGGGUGCUAAUGCAGAAAAUAAUGUACCGGACGAAGCUUUGGUUGAAACCAAAUCAGCUGCAGUGGAAAGACCUUGGGAAGAAUAUAAUUUUCGUCUGGAAUCAUUUCUUGAUGGAACUGGCAAAGGGAAUGAUCUCAUUCAUGCGGAAUUGAGGUCAUUGGACCGCAAUAGUUCUUCUGGGAUAGAGGUUCAGCCGCAACUCAGCAACAUCUGCGGAGAGGAGAUAGGCAACCAAGGAACUGAUACUCCCAUGACCCUAGAGGAACCAAAUUCAGAAGCUACUGUUGUGCAAGAAUUGGACAAAGAUGUUGAAUCUACUUCUACUUUAGUCAUCAACCCUCUGGAUCGUUCUGUAAAUGGAAUGUCUAGUAAGGUCGUCGAAAAUUUGCUAGAUGAAUCUUUGUUUGAAACUGAACCAUGUUUAGAGGAAGUACCGUGGGAAAAAACUAUCUUGGAGGAAAAUUCAGAGGAUCAUAGCCUCCCUGUCUUUCAAUUGCUUCAGGAUUUGUGCCAGGAUGCCAUUUCUGAUAUCAGCCGCGAACAUUUCUCAUCUCAUGAGGAGAUCAAAUCCUUCUUCGGGAUGCCUGUUGAUGAGAAAACAAGCUUCACGGCUGGAGAUCAUCUUAAAGAUGUUCAUACUGGAGCUAUCCAAUCAGAAAGCGUGUUGUCUGUAUCAGGGAAGGUUAACCAUGAAGCCUCCAAGGACCAAGGACUUCCAGAAGCUGACACAACGCUUGAGACAGCGGUUACUUGUGUGGAGUUUAGGCCAGCGGAUCCAGGCCUAGAAGAACUAAAACUGGGGAAUACAUUAAAUGAAGCAGUUCAAAAUUUGGUUCCCUUUAUUAGUUGCGGGCAGGCUGAUGGGGACUACGCUGAGCUUGAGAAUGAAGGAAGUAGAACCAUAGAAAAUGAAGCAGAUGAAAACAAGAACAUCGCAGAUGAAGACAAUCCUGCAGAUGGAGAAGCUUCCCAUGAUUUAUCAGAUGAGUUAACUUCAGAAGAGGGCAGUACUUACAGUGUCUUUAAAUUCCUCAUCCAGGCUAAGGGAGAUAAAAAUGACGGCCAUGUUGAUGUAGAAAACUCUGGGAAUGACCAGGAUGGUGCAAGCUAUCAUCAAGAAUCAGACAAAGAGUCUAUUUUAAAGCAGUCAGAUAAGAUGAUCGACCCCGAAUUUACAACUGAUCAUUUUCACUUAAAAUCCCCCUGUUCUCAGGAUGGUGAAGAGUGUCAAGUCGAAAGGAACCAGUCAUUGACUGGAUCUGUCAGCAUGCUCAAUGGUAGUUCUCAAACCUCUUCACCUGUGAACAUGGGAAGUGAGGUACGUAAUUUUAUUAGUCUGGAGGCUUGGAUUGAUGAUAAUGCAGGAGUAGACACCAAUCAAGAAGAAGAAGACGAAGGUAGUCUGUCAAUUACAGGAGUUCAUACUCUGUCCAAAAGUGACAUCACCGAGGAAAUGCAACAAUCUCGCUUUGAUUCUGUGAGUGUAAGACAUCUUCGUGAAACUGUGACAGAACCUACCAGUCUACAUCGUCAAAUUCUCCCCAGUGAAGCACCCAUCGUUGUUUCUCAGGAAUAUGGAUAUGGUGGACUACAUCAGAAUAAUGAUCUGCGAUUGAGUGACAGGUUUGUGGAAACUCUUGGAACAGCAGACAACGUUACCCUGACAGCCUUGUCAUCUGGGACUCGUAACUCUGUGUCAUCAGAGGAACCAAGACGAGGAAAUGAAGAAAUUGUUUCCAGCUUUGGUCAUCGGUCUGAAGACAGAGCAGGCCACUUCAUUCCAAAAAAAGAGGACAAGGCUGAAUCUUUCUCGCUUCAAAAUACUCUCAUGGACACUCUUCACCGAACAGAUAUUAUUGAAGCCCAUUUGGUCUCGGUUUCAGGUCCGAAUAUCUUCCUCCUUGCUUUCCUUCUCGUAUAAGGUUUUGCAUAUAUCGAUUAAACUCAAUUCACUUAUGUUGUGAAUGUAUGUUUGACUUUAUGCAUUCAAAGCUUCUUUCAAAAAUAUAUCCAGUGGAAGCUGUGCACGCAUGAAGCUCCUCUAUGAGAACCUUGAAAACUGUUGUGUCAGCAAAAGCUGCACUUAUGAAAUCAAAAGCUUUGGGUACACUUCAGAAAAUAUUUUAUGGGUGUGUUGAACGUAAAUGUGGUAUAAAAUAAGGUAAACAGGAGAGCAGGACUCUGUUUUUAGGUGGUGGGGAAAAUCCUCCUUUGAAAUAUGUAUAUAUGAAUAGAUCAUUUCCGGACAUGGGUUGAAGGGCCCCUGAAGGUAUGAUCAAUUAAUAUAACACCCACUAACGAUGAAAUUUUUGUCCCAUCCAGGAGGUAAGUAGAUUAGAAGUUAUGCCGAUGAUACUGUUCGAGGAAACCGGUUAAUGGACCACUUUCUUCCCUGUUCACGUGGAUGUACACAAUAGCAUUUCUCCACCACGCCAAUCAACUCCAAGCAAUCUUACAUUGUUAUGGUAAUACUGUCGACCUAAUGGUUCCAAUCAUAAUUAUGAGCACCAUAUCCCACGUUUAUUCUUCGAACAUGCAGGGUCAUCCAUCUCUUUCUCGAUUAAGAGAUUUUAGUAUUCAUUUCCAUGAAUCUUCUAUCGAUCAUGCAAGGUCAUACUCUAUAGAUUUUUUGUUCUGUCCACUUAGCCUACAUCUGUCGAUUUUUUUUUUUGAAACUUAACCGGCUUUCUCACACGUUGGGAACCCUGGCGAUCCCACUUGUGAGGGAAAGUUCUGACAUUCGUUCUUAUGACUCUUCUCCAUACGAUUUUUUUUCUUAGUGCAUUUAUCUUCUUGCUUAAUUUCACUAAGGGAAAGUUCUGUCUUUCCUCAUUGAAAUGUAGCAUAAUAGAGCAAAUUGUGCUCUGUAAGAUUGACCAAACAUCCUUGAUGUUCACAAAAUCUCAGGGAUAUCAAUUAUCAACCUAUCAGCCAAAGAGGAAUCCUUCCAGUAGUAUCGGCCAUUUAUCCCACCUUCCUCCACAUUUCAUCAAGUGAUCAUGCUAGAGACAAAAGGCAUAACUAUAUGAGCACGAGUCCCGCCUCUUUGAGGAUAUUGUGCAUUGAAGAUCAGGAUGAACCUUUCAUUUGCUACCUUCGCUGUCCUAGUUCUCUUUUACGAAUUCCACAGCCCAAAUGGCCUGUCAAUCUUCAAAGAUGUAUAAAGAGAAGAGCUUUGUUGUAAACUUCAAUUUUCACCCGUUCCACUCAAUUCCUCUGUGCGCACUCUCCCAUUUUGCAGUGGGUGCCCAUCCCUUUCAUGCCUUCUUACUAA
Molecule: messenger RNA, 4928 nt
Organism: Spirodela intermedia
Lineage: Eukaryota; Viridiplantae; Streptophyta; Magnoliopsida; Alismatales; Araceae
Source: the annotation of a GenBank genome assembly